This is a messenger RNA of Ctenopharyngodon idella (grass carp), 3330 nucleotides long. Its product is annotated as gastrula zinc finger protein XlCGF57.1-like. Gene Ontology annotation, biological process: regulation of transcription by RNA polymerase II. Bases 396 to 1934 code for a protein of 512 amino acids. Lineage: Eukaryota; Metazoa; Chordata; Actinopteri; Cypriniformes; Xenocyprididae. Gene Ontology annotation, molecular function: RNA polymerase II cis-regulatory region sequence-specific DNA binding; DNA-binding transcription factor activity. The record is from RefSeq and is a predicted model, not a curated record. The transcript is spliced from 2 exons.
CAAAAUGAUUAUCUUAGAAUAGAAGAUAUGCUGUCUCUCGCAUCACAUAAAUUAUCAAUAGUUAUGUAAGUGGUCUUGAAAAGGAUUAUUUUUUUCUGUCUCUGUCUUGACUGCCUCAUUUGGACUCGGACUUGACUUGGACUCGACAAAGGUGGACUUGACUACAGCCCUAUUGUAGUGCUUUUGAUUUUUUUAUUUUUUUUAUUUUUUAAAUCAGGCCAUUCAGGGCCAUUAACUAUCACUCCUUGCCAGUGCGUUGAUUACUGAACUAGGGAGCUAACUGAAACGCACCCAGAUAUUUAGAUUUCUUUCUGUUAUUUAUUCUCACAGAUUGUCCAAACACACAGAAAAACUCCUAGUGAAGCAACUGAGAUCCAUGUUACACUAUUAUAAAGAUGGCGUUUAUUAAAGAGGAGAGCGAAGACAUAAAGAUUGAAGAAGAAGAAACCAUAAGAGUGAAACAAGAAGAUUUUCAGAGACAAACAGAUCUGAUGGCAGUGAAAGAGGAGAGUCAAGAGGACACUAAAAAGGAAGUCAAAGAACUGUAUGCUAAACAUCAUGAUUUAAUAACUGGAGAAAAAACCUUGAGUUGCUCACUGAAUGAGAAGACUUCAAAAAGAAAAAGAGCUCAAAAUAAAGAAACUGUAAGUAAUAUGACUUGCGAAUAUUGUGGGAAGACUUUCAUAAAACAUAAAAACCUUCAAGUUCACAUGAGAAUUCACACAGGAGAGAAGCCAUUUACAUGCCAACAGUGUGGAAAGAGUUUCACUCAAAAAGGUAGUCUUAAAUCCCACAUGAGAGUUCACACUAAAGAGAGCCCUUUCACCUGUGAACAAUGUGGAAAAAGUUUUACUCAAAAAGGAAACCUGAAAGUCCAUAUGAGAAUUCACUUUAAAGAAACCCCAUUCACCUGCCAAGAAUGUGGAAAAAGUUUCACUCAAAAAGGAAGCCUUAAAGAUCACAUGAGAAUACACACUGGAGAGAACCCUUACACAUGUCAACAAUGUGGAAAAAGUUUCAUUCGAAAAGGAAACCUGAAAGUCCAUAUGAGAGUUCACACUGGAGAGAGUCCUUACACCUGCCAACAUUGUGGAAAAAGUUUUUCUCAAAAAGCAAGCCUUAACAGCCACACAAGAAUUCACACUGGAGAAAAGCCUUUCAAAUGCUCUCAGUGUGAAAAGAGUUUUACACAUAAAGGAACCCUUACUAACCACAUGACAAUUCACACUGGAGAGAAGCCAUUCGUAUGUGGUCAGUGUGGAAAAGGUUUCAGAUUUUCAGUAACCCUUAAUUACCACAUGAAGAUUCACUCAAAAGAAAACUGUUCUAUAUGUCAUCAGUGUGGAAAAAGUUUCACAGACAAGAAACACCUUAAGAAUCAUGUAGAAAUUCACAUUGGAGAUAAGCCUUUCAUGUGUCAUCACUGUGGAAAGACUUUCAAAAACAAUGCAAACCUUCAGAUUCACAUAAGAAUUCACACUGGAGAGAAGCCUUUCACCUGUCUUCAGUGUGGAAAGAGUUUCACGGUUAAAGGAAACCUUGACAUUCACUCAAGGGUUCAUACUGGAGAGAGGCCUUACAGUUGUCUUAGGUGUGAGAGGACUUUCAAAUAUCAUAGAGACCUGAAAUGUCAUUUGCUAACUCAUUCUAGAAAGAAAUUACAAAGAUCUGAGUGUGAUACAAGGUUUACGAAAAAAAGCAAUUUAAGAAAUCUCCUGCACAUUCACUCUGGAGGAGGGCGAUUUAAUUGUGAUCGGUGUAAAAAAACAUUUCUUUUGCAAUCACAUUUAAAGAUGCAUAUGAAAAGUCACGCAGAUGUGAGACCCUAUUCUUGUUCUUUUUGUAGAAAGCGUUUUAAAUGGCUCAGCAAUUUAAAAUGGCACCAGAAAUUAUCUAUCUGUGUGAAAUCAAAGCUACGUUCAUGCCGCAGAUGAGUGUGGCCCAAAUUGGAUUUUCUGCUCAAAUGUUUUUUUUUUUUUUUUUUUUUUUUAAAUGUGGCCCAUAUCAGAUACUUGUUUGAACAGGUGAUGCUCAUACAAAACUCCAAAAUUUUCAUUGAUUUAGUGGUUCAAUUCUUCUAUUUUCAUCUUUUAUGUCUUUAUACUUUGCCUUGAUUUUCUUCUUUUUGUCAUAUGAAUACCUGUGGCAACACCCACCUAUCUCCUUUUGCUAUAUUUGCAAAUAUUGAGCGAUUGAGGUAGACGUCCUAUAAUUUCGGUUGUAUAGAGAUGUUGCUCAUGUACACUAUAUUGACAAAAGUUUUGGUACACCCCUCGAAAUCAUGGCCACAGGUGUAUAAAAUCAAGCACCUAGGCUGCAGACUUAUUCUACAAACAUUUGAGUCGCUCUCAGGAGCUCAGUGAAUUCAAGCGUGGUAUUGUGAUAGGUUGCCACCUGUGCAAUAAGUCCAUUUGUGAAAUUUCCUCGUUAUAUAUUCCACGCUAAACUUUUAGUGGUAUCUUAACACAGUGGAAGCAAUUGGGAACAACAGCAACUCAGCCACGAAGUGGUAGGCCGUGUAAAAUCACAGAGCGGGGUCAGCGCAUGCUGAGGUGCACAGUGCGCAGAAGUCACCAACUUUCUGUAGAGUCAAUAGCUACAGACCUCCAAACUUUGUGUGGCCUUUAGAUUAGCUCAAGAACAGUGCGUAGAGAGCUUCAUGGAAAGGGUUUCCAUGGCCAAGCAGCUGCAUCCAAGCCUUACAUCACCAAAUGCAAUGCAAAGCGUUGGAUGCAGUGGUGUAAAGCACGCCGCCACUGGACUCUAGAGCAGGGGAGACGUGUUCUCUGGAGUGACGAAUCAUGCUUCUCUGUCUGGCAAUCGGAUGGAUGAGUCUGGGUUUGGUGGUUGCCAGGAGAAUGGUACUUGCCUGACUACAUUGUGCCAAGUGUAAAGUUUGGUGUGGGGUUGUUUUUCAGGGGUUGGGCUUGUCCCCUUAGUUCCAGUGAAAGGAACUCUUAAUGCUCCCAACAUUGUGGGAACAAUUUGGGGAUGGCCCCUUCCUGUUCCAACAUGGAUGAGCGAGUUUGGUGUGGAGGAACUUGACUAGGCUGCACAGAGUCCUGACCUCAACUCGAUAGAACACCUUUGGGAUGAAUUAGAGCGGAGACUGUGAGCCAGGCCUUCUCAUCCAACAUCAGUGUCUGACCUCAGUUGAAGCUGUUAUAGCUGCAAAGGGUGAGCCAACUCCAUAUUGAACCCUACGGAUUAAGAAUAGGAUGUCAUUAAAGUUCAUGUGCAUGAAAAGGCAGAUAUAAUGUAUUUUGGAUAUUUUGGCAAUAUAAUGUAUUUCAGUAUAAUACAUUGAAAUAAAUAUAUUGUGUAAAUCUA